AUGAGUGAUCUGGAAGAUAGUUAUUUCAGGGAUAGAAUCCCCGAGAAACCAAACCUGACCAAACGUUUGCAAACACACAAAAAACAAAAAUUUCGAAAAGAAUGGAUGGAUCAUCAAGAUUUUAAAGUUUGGCUCGCUCCAGUUAUAGGUGAACCACUUAAAGCAAAAUGUAAAUUAUGUGUUAUUGAUUUAACAGCAGAAUUAACAGUUUUGAAAAAACAUCAAACUUCACAAAAACAUAAAUUAUCUGUCGUUCAACCAAAAAUAUAA
This is a messenger RNA of Macrosiphum euphorbiae (potato aphid), 270 nucleotides long. The record is from the annotation of a GenBank genome assembly. NCBI's taxonomy places the organism in Eukaryota, Metazoa, Arthropoda, Insecta, Hemiptera, Aphididae.